AUGCAUGCAACUAUAGCUCAGUCAUAUGAAGAAGUCGAAUGCCCACCUCUGCUCGAGAAAGUACUUUACGACCAUAUGGACAAUAGGGAGGACUUCAUUGAAAUAUCGAAAAUCGAACCGUUCACUAAACUUCCCCUGCGUCUCGUUCCGGAGAAAGGCUCUAAGUUACAUCCUCCCUUGUUCAUGUACGGCUGGUACGCCGACAGGGACAAACUGCUGGAUUAUGCCGCUUUGAAUGGUCUCACUGCGGCGGUUGAUGAAAAGAAAAGCAAGAAAGAGAAGAAAGGGAAAGGAGGAAGGAAAGGAAAGGAAGGAAAGGAGACAGCGAACGAAGAUCACAGCAGUACGCAACAAUCCCACAAUGCAGAAUCAACACGCACCGCUCCUCGACGACGCAAGAGCUCUGUCCAUGACAGAGAAUUCAUGCAGAAAGCCAUCGUCGAUUUACUCGGGAAGCAUCAGUUGGGGGACUACUCCAACAAUGUGGAGUUACACAACACUUUGUACAAGGCUUUGGGCCACGACAGUUCGGUCAUCAUCACUUUAUUCACAAAUUACAGCCUGGAUAAGGAAUUGGCUUUCGAGACGGUGGAUGCUAUCCAGAAGGCACUCGAGGCGCCGGAGGCUCAUGUCAGAACCGAACUCCCGCUGGAGCUGCAACCUGAGUACAUCAAAGGAAGGCCAUUGCAGGAGUGCGCAUUGGCAUUCUCAAAGCUCGAGCCAUUUGAUGUACUCCCCCACGAACUUGUCCCAAGUCCGGACCAUCUCCUACUUAAACCUCCCAUGUUUAUGUAUGGGUGGAUUCCUGAUGAAGCUAAGUUGCUCGAAUAUGCAACGGAGCAUGACACUGUCAUAUUUGACAGUUCAGUCGAGGAGGAGCUGUUACAAUAUCCACCCCUUCCGGAUGAAGAUGAGAACGAAUUAGAGGAGGAGAGGAGAGACAGGGAGAGGAGAAAGAAGAUGGAGGAUAAAUAUAGCAGCAACGCUAAGGAGGACAAAGCAUUGUCAACCUUCCUCAACCGAUACCCCAACGGGAGCCUUAUUCGGACGUGGAACCAGACCAUUUGCGUGGUGCUGUGCGAGGCGGGUCUGGAAAAAUAUGCCGAGGACAUAAAGAUCCACUCCACGCCGUACGCCGAAGUUACUAGGGUGAUCUCUAUCUAUGGCCUGCGACAGGCACCCUCUGAUGAUGUUGUGGACAAGAUCUACGAGGUUCUCGGGGGAACCAACGAACCACGCCGCUGGUAUUUGUCGAGCAUGGAAUGGGACUGGAAGUGGUAA
Messenger RNA from Postia placenta MAD-698-R-SB12, 1281 nucleotides. RefSeq lists its product as hypothetical. The record is from RefSeq and is a predicted model, not a curated record. The transcript has 4 exons. The coding region runs from base 1 to 1281 and encodes 426 amino acids. Lineage: Eukaryota; Fungi; Basidiomycota; Agaricomycetes; Polyporales; Adustoporiaceae.